Messenger RNA from Antechinus flavipes (yellow-footed antechinus), 2503 nucleotides. It is a transcript of the gene HSF4, whose product is annotated as heat shock transcription factor 4. Gene Ontology annotation, molecular function: sequence-specific DNA binding; DNA-binding transcription factor activity. NCBI's taxonomy places the organism in Eukaryota, Metazoa, Chordata, Mammalia, Dasyuromorphia, Dasyuridae. The record is from RefSeq and is a predicted model, not a curated record. Bases 41 to 2035 code for a protein of 664 amino acids. The transcript is spliced from 13 exons. Gene Ontology annotation, biological process: regulation of DNA-templated transcription.
CUCCGUUUUACUGAAAAGGAAACUGAGGCAAGGAGAACUCAUGGGACUAGCCCGAGGUCAUGUGACCAGUCAGUGGCAGAGCUCCAACUGGAAUCUCGGGCCCUUUGCUCCCCGUUCCGCUGCCCAUACUUUUGGCUCUGGUCCUUUCCCUUCCUUGCACACUCACUCGCGCUGGCGCGCUCCCUGGGCUCGCCUUCCCCCACCCCUUCUCUCUGCCCACCCUCCAGCCCGAGCCUCUGACCCCGUGUCCUGCACGUCUGUCCGUCCUCAGGCCGCGCCGGGCCCUGAGCGCGCCCCGCCACCCGCCGGGCGGUCCGGGCCGGGGCAGGGAGCACGUGGCCCCCCGCCUGAUCCGGUCUCGGGGCAGGGGCGGGGGCGGGGGCUCUGGGAGGCCGCUCGCGGUGCGCAGCACUUCGCUGUCCCCGGGCCAUUGUCCCCGGGGCGGGGCCGGCCCGAGCCACGCCGCCCCGAAGUGCUGAGCUGGGAAGAGCGCUGGGUGCUGAUGCAGAGGGCUGUCCCCCAAAGCGUGGAGGAGGCCGCCGGGGGCCCCGCCGUGGCCAUGGACGGCUACCCCAGCCCUGUGCCCGCCUUCCUCACCAAACUCUGGACGCUGGUGGGGGACCCCGAGACGAACCAUCUCAUCUGCUGGAGCCCCAAUGGAACCAGCUUCCACGUCCGCGAUCAGGGCCGCUUUGCCAAGGAAGUUCUUCCCAAAUACUUUAAACACAACAACAUGGCCAGUUUUGUGAGGCAGCUUAACAUGUACGGCUUCAGGAAGGUGGUGAGCAUUGAGCAGGGAGGCUUGGUGAAGCCUGACCGGGAUGACACCGAGUUCCAGCACCUCUGCUUCCUCCGAGGGCACGAACACUUGCUGGAACACAUUAAGAGGAAGGUAUCGGUGCUGAGGAGUGAGGAGAGCCGGCUGCGCCAGGAGGACCUGAGCAGGCUGCUCUGCGAGGUUCAGCUGCUUCGGGGACAGCAGGACAGUGCCGAGGGCCAGCUCCAAGACCUCAGGCAGCAGAAUGAGGUCCUGUGGCGUGAGGUAGUGAGCCUCCGGCAGCAGCACCAUCAACAACACAGAGUUAUCAACAAGUUGAUCCAAUGUCUCUUUGGCCCACUCCAGGCUGGGCCCAGCGGUGGGGCCACCAAAAGAAAACUGCCCCUGAUGCUGGAUGAAGGGAUGGCUACCCACACUGGAGUCAAAGUCAGCAGGCCCUUGCCCAAGCUUCCCUUACAGGAUUCCUACUUUAUCCAGUCACCUUCCACAGAGCCAUCCUCCUGCCAAAACAGCCCCAGGGGGCUGAAGGGACCCGUCAUUUCUGACAUCUCUGAAGCCUCCCCCUCCCCCGAAGGCAUCAUGUCACCUUCCUCAGGCACUGGGAGGGAGAAGGGCCUGGUACUGCUCAAGGAAGAGCCAGCCAGCCCCGGGGGGAAAGGCACAGCUGGUCCAGGCGUUGGCCCAAACGACUAUGACUUCUACAUGACAGCCCCACCCGUGCUCCCCGUGGCUGUGGUGCAGUCCAUCCUGGAAGGCAAGGGGAGCUGCAGCCCCGAGGGGCACAAGAGUGCCCAGCAGCCAGAGAGAAGGGGCCCGAGGGGGCCCCCAGACAGAGAAUUGGGGGAGCCCCUAGAUGUUGCAGACCUGAGUCUAGAGAGUUUACAGCUGUUGCUUCGGGGCCAGCCUGCCAGCUUAGAGCCCGAAGCCGGGCUGGAGGUGUUCAACCCAGGCCUCCCAGGGAGCGAGUGGAGUCUGCUAGAUAUGGAUGUGGGGCUGUCCCUGAUGCAGCAACUCCCCAAAGAUAUGGAGAAGAGUGAAACUGAGCUGUUAUCCAAAGAGAUGAAUCCCCCGGAGUCAGGAAAGGAGCCGGCAGCCUCCAGAAGCCCCCGGACGUUCGCAAUGGAAGCCCCCUCCAGUUUCGGAGCUCCGGCCCUCGGGGUCCCCGGUGCCUUGGCCCUUUAUGACCCUUCCCAGACCCUGGCCCAGAAUGGGCCUCGGACCCCCUAUCUGAGCCCGGGGGCUAGCCCCGACCCAUGAAGGGAGAGUUUACCAGAGUAGGGCCAUCGGGGUGGGCUAGAGUGAUUCGGAGCCCUCCCCAUUCUGGGCCGCAAGUUCGGGUUCCAGUCCCGCUCCCCCUUCCCCCAUCCCUGUCCCCGCAUUCCCACCCCUGGAAUUGCAAGGCUCCGGGCUUGAGUAAGAGAAUACGCCAGGCAGUGAAUUGGGUGGGUCGCGCCCCAGAGUGCGCUGAGCGCCCCUGGCUGGAGACAGAUCCUUCCCAGAAGCCCAGGGUUCCGCCUAGCCGCCGGCCGGUUCGGCGGGGCCGGAGGGCGGGGCCCGGCCCGGAUUUCAUUGGCUCUGGGGGCCCGCCUCCACUCCGCCCCCUCCACGUGGUCCCCCUCCCCCAGCUCCCCGACUGCUGCCCGGCCCUUCCCUGCUCUGUGGUCCCCGGUCCCCAAGCAUCUCCUGAGUGCGGGUUACAAAUAAAAAAGCUGCAGUUUCUUUCCA